UUCUCUAGAAGUCAAAUCCAGGAGACCCAGUGGCCAUUGCUUCGCUCUGUUGCUCUGCAGGAUGCUGAGGCAACUACUCUCGCGCGCUCUCGCUCGCCGCCUUGCAGCCGAUGCCCACUACUGUGCCACGCCCAUUUUCGCUCCCGCUACUGCUUUUAUUCAUCGUCAAAGCUCUCUUUUUUCUUCUUCUUCUUCGUCCCAAAUCCCAGACGGCAAUGUUGUUCGGCACUUGGAAGAUGAAGACGUCUUUAAUCGAUCUCUCUCUUCUGAACCCUCGACCACAGUUUCCAUCGAUCGCUCUGGGUUAUGUAACCCACCUGAGCACUCUCACGAGCCUUCUUCGGACUCUGAGCUUAUCAAGCAUCUCAAAGGCAUUAUUAAGUUUCGUGGAGGACCAAUUUCAAUAGCUGAGUAUAUGGAAGAGGUUUUGACAAAUCCUAAAGCUGGAUUUUAUAUUAAUCGUGAUGUUUUUGGGGCAGAAGGUGAUUUUAUAACAUCUCCUGAAGUGAGCCAGAUGUUUGGCGAGAUGGUUGGUGUCUGGGCCAUGUGUCUUUGGGAGCAAAUGGGACGACCAGCUAAGGUGAAUCUAGUAGAGUUGGGUCCAGGAAGAGGAACUCUGAUGGCUGAUCUACUACGUGGUGCUUCCAAACUUAAGAACUUCACCGAGUCAUUGCAUGUACACUUUGUAGAGUGUAGUCCAGCAUUACGGAAGCUUCAGCACUCUAACAUGAAAUGUAGAGAUGAAGAUAGUACAGGUGAUGGUGUUGAGAAAAUCAGUGUUAGCACAUUGGCUGGAACUCCUGUGUCAUGGCAUUCCACAUUGGAGCAGGUCCCCUCCGGAUUGCCAACAAUACUUAUUGCUCAUGAGUUUUACGAUGCUCUGCCAGUACAUCAAUUUCAGAGGACUCCUCGUGGCUGGUGUGAAAAAAUGGUAGAUUUAGCAGAAGAUUCAACGUUUAAAUUUGUUCUAUCUCCCCAACCAACACCUGCAACUCUCUAUUUGAUGAAACGCUGCAAGUGGUCUUCAAGUGAUGAGAUCGCUAAGCUUAAUCAGAUCGAGAUUUGCCCCAAAGCAAUUGAGCUGACUCAAACUAUUGCUGAGAGAAUAAGCUCUGAUGGAGGUGGUGCUCUAAUUAUUGAUUAUGGCCUCAAUGGAGUCGUCUCAGAUAGCCUGCAGGCAAUUCGAAAACACAAGUUCGUUAACAUCUUGGACAAUCCUGGUUCUGCUGAUCUUAGUGCAUAUGUUGAUUUUCCUUCAAUACGGCAUGGUGCCGAGGAAGUUUCAGGAGAUAUCGCUGUAUACGGCCCAAUGACUCAGUCUCAGUUUCUGGGUUCCCUCGGCAUCAACUUUCGAGUUGAGGCACUGCUAGGAAAUUGCACAGAUGAGCAGGCCGAGUCUCUGAGGACUGGUUACUGGCGUUUGGUUGGCGAAGGUGAGGCACCCUUCUGGGAGGGGCCUGACGAAGAGGCACCCAUCGGAAUGGGCACCCGUUAUAUGGCCAUGACUAUUGUAAACAAGAACCACGGUGUUCCGGUGCCAUUUCUUUGAGCGCUGAUUGGAUAGAUAUACUGUACCAUUUCCUUGAAAAGGAAUCUGGCCAAUACGUUAGAGAUUAAUAAUCUACAAUGGGGUUAUUUAUGUUCAUCAUUUUGCAGGCUGUAAUACGUCGAGCUGUUAUCUGAUGUUCUUUAAUAAAGAGUUGAUAGUUUCUCCAAAAAGCUAAUACAGUUCUGGCAAAAAGAAAUUUCUUCCAGAAUUUUUUCA
Messenger RNA from Momordica charantia (bitter melon), 1765 nucleotides. RefSeq names its product NADH dehydrogenase ubiquinone complex I, assembly factor-like protein (DUF185). Gene Ontology annotation, molecular function: protein-arginine omega-N symmetric methyltransferase activity. The record is from RefSeq and is a predicted model, not a curated record. Gene Ontology annotation, cellular component: mitochondrion. Lineage: Eukaryota; Viridiplantae; Streptophyta; Magnoliopsida; Cucurbitales; Cucurbitaceae. Gene Ontology annotation, biological process: mitochondrial respiratory chain complex I assembly.